This is a messenger RNA of Cylas formicarius (sweet potato weevil), 1192 nucleotides long. RefSeq lists its product as uncharacterized. The coding region runs from base 41 to 1075 and encodes 344 amino acids. Gene Ontology annotation, molecular function: nucleic acid binding. The record is from RefSeq and is a predicted model, not a curated record. The transcript is spliced from 2 exons. NCBI's taxonomy places the organism in Eukaryota, Metazoa, Arthropoda, Insecta, Coleoptera, Brentidae.
AUAAAAACUUCAUUUAUUUUGUUAAAUAGGAGAGUUAAAAAUGUUUUACUUUUGGAAAAUAACUUUUGCCUUACUGGAAGAAGCAAAAAGAGUUUACGCACGGCGUUAUCCGCAUAGAAGAGUCCCCGAUGCAAAAACCUUUUCGAGUUUAUGUAAAAACUUAAGAGAAUAUGGCAGCUUCAUAAAACCUAAAAGAGAUAGGAACAGGACGGCUACAAAUGAUGAAAAUAUUGCUGCUGUAAUUCAGCAGGUUGAUAAUAACCCCAAGAUAUCCCUAUCAGAGAUAAAAGAAAAUACCGGUGUUACCAUAAGUUCUUCGUGGAGAAUUCUACAUAGAAACUCUUUUCACCCGUACAAAAGUAAACUAGUUCAUAAACUAGAACCAGGCGAUUAUGCUAGAAGAAUGUAUUUCUUAGCGACAUUGUCCGAUUUCUAUAGCCAAGAUGCAAAUUUUCUCUCGAAAAUUUUAUGGAGCGACGAAAGUCAAUUUCAAAAUAAUGGAAUCGUUAAUAGACACAACUGUCGUUUUUGGUUCGAAAACCAUCCUCGUUGGAUUACAGAAAGAGGUAACCAACGAAUUUUUAGUAACAAUGUUUGGUGCAGCAUAUUAAAUGGAUUCCUUAUUGGACCUUACUUUUACGAAGGAACUUUAAAUGCAGAUCGCUAUUUAAGAUUUCUUCAAACUACACUUCCGGAACUAUUAGAAGAAGUGCCUCUUGACACUAGAAUGAAUAUGUGGCUACAGCACGAUGGAGCGCCUGCACAUAAUGCCCAAAAAGUAACGAGGGAUUUGAACCGAGAAUAUCCCAAUAGAUGGUUUGGUAUUAAUGGACCGGUAAGGUGGCCGGCGAGGUCCCCGGACAUUACACCACCAGAUUAUUUUCUUUGGGGCUACCUAAAAAACGUUAUCUAUGAAGAACCUAUCGAAGAUAUGGCUGAUCUCAUUAACAAAAUUAGUGCAGCGUGUGCCGCUAUCACAAGAAGGACUCUCCUACAAGUGACCCAAGCUCAUCUGUUAAAAGUUUUUGAUAGUUGUGUUCGAGCAGAUGGACAUAAUUUUGAACAAAAUUUUUGAAAUGUCUUAUUAUGUAGUUAAUUGCAAUAAUAAUUUUGGUUAUUAACUUGUAGGUAUUUUACUGUUUUUUCAUUUAUUUAUCAUGUUAUCAGAACUAAAUCGAUAAAAAAUAAUAAA